UUUAUUUUGGUUUCGGUUCGACUAAACCGGAAGUUUCUUUCUUGAUUCACACAUGGCCUUUACGUAAAAUUUUUGGGCUUGUGACUGAGCGCGGUCCUUUAGAUAUGGCGGGAACAGAUAUGGACCCUGAGGUGGCUCGGGGCUUGUUUGAAGAAGGAGCCACGCUUGUUUUACUCGGUGUUCCUGAGGGAACAGAGUUGGGACUUGACUACAAAACCUGGACUUUGGGACCCCGGUUCCGUGGGGUGAAGAUGAUUCCUCCAGGACUGCACUUCCUCCACUACUGCUGCUCUCCAGUGGAGCCUGGUGAAAUUGGCCCCAAAACAGGCCUGUUUCUGUCCCUGAAACCUCGGGAGGUGCUCGUAGCUCACUGGAACAAGAGAGAAGAGGAUCUGGAGUUCUCACAUCCGGAGGAGGCCGAGCGCAUACGGGCCAGUCUCAGAGAACUGGACGGCUAUCUGGGCCCCUAUCCCUACGACACUCUCCGCAAGUGGGUUUCCCUGACCGACAGACUGAGUCAGGAGGUAGCCAUCGCUCUGCAGCCCCUCAGCGGGAGGGUGUGCGCCUUCAGCGACGUCAUCCCAGAGCUGAGGCUGACCCACACUAGAGACCGGGAGGAGCAGAACCUGCCCCGCAACGAUCGGGAGUGUCAGAGCAUGAAGGAGGGGCUGGACAGGCUGCCACGGAUGAAACUGAGGGAAGGCACGGAGCUGCGCUUUUCCAGCAUUCCCCAACAGGCGUACCCUCCGGGAUCGACGCCUGCUCAGAUCACCCAGUAUAGUCUGGACUGGAGUUACGCUCUAAACUGCGUGCUUGAGAGCCAUUAUAAAGAGCAGCCGCUCAAUGUACUGGGAGAGCUGCAGUUUGCCUUCGUGUGUUUCCUGGUGGGGAAUGUGUACGAGGCCUUCGAGCACUGGAAAAGCCUGCUGGCUCUGCUGUGCCGCUCCGAGGAGGCCAUGAAGGAGAGGAAGGAGCUGUAUCUGGGCCUCAUCGCUGUCCUCUACCAUCAGCUGGGAGAAAUCCCCCCGGACUUCUUUGUGGACAUCGUGUCGCAGAACAACUUCCUCACCUCCACACUUCAGGACUUCUUCCAGUUUGCCAGCAGUCCCGGAGUCGACAGCACGUUACGGAAAAGAGCAGAGAAGUUUAAAGUCCAUCUGACCAAAAAGUUUCGUUGGGACUUUGAUGCAGAUCUUGAUGAAUGUGCUCCAGUGGUGGUGGAGCUUCCAGAGGGGGUCACGGUGGACUGAUGCUGCUUCACAUGAUCCACGCCGUUUGAAACGGCAGGCUUUAUAUUGUUUUCACAUGAAGAUAAUCAUCUCUUUUCAAACUCAUUCAUCAGAUACUCCUGCAUCUGGAUAUUUUUCUGUCACUUCCUGAAGAAAUAUUGAAGUUCAGUUGUAUUAAUUAAAGCUUAUUAUUUCACUGGGUCA
Messenger RNA from Cyprinus carpio (common carp), 1433 nucleotides. RefSeq names its product AAR2 splicing factor (gene aar2). NCBI's taxonomy places the organism in Eukaryota, Metazoa, Chordata, Actinopteri, Cypriniformes, Cyprinidae. The record is from RefSeq and is a predicted model, not a curated record. Gene Ontology annotation, biological process: spliceosomal tri-snRNP complex assembly.